Molecule: messenger RNA, 2829 nt
Organism: Varroa destructor (honeybee mite)
Lineage: Eukaryota; Metazoa; Arthropoda; Arachnida; Mesostigmata; Varroidae
Gene: rt
Product: Protein O-mannosyltransferase rt
Biological process (GO): protein O-linked glycosylation via mannose
Cellular component (GO): endoplasmic reticulum; membrane
Molecular function (GO): dolichyl-phosphate-mannose-protein mannosyltransferase activity
Source: RefSeq, a predicted model, not a curated record
CGAUAAUCAAAAUGGAUAUGAAAGUACGUAAGGCAGCUCCUGUCAAUAAGGAAAACAAAUGUCAAGAUAAAAAAGACGAUGGUGAUCUAACAAAAGAAACGAAUGUAGUAAAAGAUGGGUGUUACCGAAAGGAUGCUUUGCAAAAUGAUGUUGAAAAGCAGACUUCAAAGUGCGAUGGAUUGUUCUUCAGAUCUCAAAGCGGCCUUUUCGAGAUUCAGAUCACUCUUGACGGACCGUUGAUCGGGUUCUUCCUUAUCGCUCUUGCUACUCGCUUAUACAGACUCGAAUACCCAAGAGCUGUUGUUUUUGAUGAACUUCAUUUUGUUAAAUAUGCAUCUCUUUACGCUUCAAACACUUUCUUCUUUGAUGCUCAACCGCCUCUUGGUAAGCAAAUUAUCUCUACAGUUGCCUACUUUGUUGGCUAUCGGCAAAAGGGAUCCCAACAGGGUCUGGAACGCAUCGGAGGAGACUACCCGCCUGAGGUACCUAUAUUCGGAUUGCGACUUGUUCCAGCCAUUUUCGGAAGUCUCCUCGUGCCACUGUCCUAUCGAAUCUGCCUUCUUCUCGGACUCUCAAAAGCAACUGGAACAUUCGCUGGGCUGCUACUUCUUGCAGAUACAGCCUUGCUGACACAAAGCCGAUUCGUACUAAUGGAAACAAUUCUGAUGUUUUUCUCUAUGCUGGGUCUUUUCUGUGUACUUAAGUUCCGUAGGCUGCCUCGACGCAAAUGGUUUGGCCCUAGCUGGUGGGGUUAUCUUGCUGUAGGUGCGGGAUCAUUCGCAUGUGCCAUGUGCGUCAAGUACGUCGGCGGGUUGUCCCUUGUGUUAGGCGCAUACAUCUUAAUUCGCAAUCUGUGGGACAUGUUACCAGACAAGUCAUUAUCAGAUCGUCUUCUGAUGCUGCAUGCUCUGUUAAGGAUUACGGUGUUCACUCUUGUUCCGCUCGCCAUUUACCUAUCGGUAUUUUAUAUACACUUGAGCAUUUUGACUAAAGCGGGCCCUCACGACACCAUCAUGACAAGUGGAUUUCAGGCGAGUUUAGAGGGCGGGCUGGCGAGCAUCACUAAAGGGCAGCCGAACUAUAUAGCUCAUGGAUCGCAAAUCACUCUUAGGCACUCUCUCGGAAGGACGUGCUGGCUGCAUUCUCAUAAUGAACUGUAUCCACUUCGAUAUCCGGAUGGACGAGGUUCAUCACAUCAGCAGCAGGUGACGUGUUAUUCAUACAAAGACGUGAACAACUGGUGGAUUGUGAAGCGGCCAGACAUUGCCGACCUUGUUGUAGCGGAGCCUAUCGACCGCAUCCGGCAUGGUGACAUCAUACAGUUCGCUCAUGGCAUCACGAUGCGGCUACUGAAUUCACAUGACGUUGCAUCCCCAAUGAGUCCAGCUUUUCAGGAAGUGUCCUGUUUCAUUGACUAUAACAUAACACGAUUUCCGCCACACACCAACUGGAAGGUCGAAAUUCUAAACAGGGAUAGAAUGGGUGACUACUGGCUAACAAUACAUUCGCAAGUUCGGCUAGUUCACGUUGAUUCUGGACAAGCUCUUAAAUUUUCGGGUAAACAGUUACCUGAAUGGGGCUUUAAUCAGCACGAGGUCGUCACCGAUCGCUCGAUCGAACAAGAUGACACUAUCUGGAAUGUCGAGGAGCAUAGAUACACAAAAAAGAAAGACGAGAAAGAAAGGGAGCUGGAUCUUGUUACCGCUGAAUUUGUGCCGUUGGAGCCAACUAAGCUAACCUUCUGGCAGAAGUUUAUUGAACUUCAGUAUAAGAUGCUCGUUGCUGAUAAUGAAAAUGUUGAGGAUCAUAUAUUUGCGUCUACUCCAUUAGAGUGGCCGCUGCUUCUUCGAGGGGUUGCCUACUGGGUGAGCGGGGAAUCGAACGCGCAGAUUUUCCUUUUAGGAAAUCCAAUUCUCUGGUGGACCGGUUCCCUUGCUGUUCCUUUAUAUCUUGGCCUUCUUGCCGGAUGCCUUCUCCGUAGGCGAAGACUGUGCUAUGAUAUACCGGAAGAUAUGUUUCGUGCCGUUCUAUUGUGCGCUGAAGUCCUUGUUGGAGGCUACUUGAUUAAUUUCAUUCCAUAUUUUUUUUGCGAUCGUUCGUUGUUCCUCCAUCACUAUCUGCCAGCUGCCAUAUUCAAGCCGAUGCUCAUUGCAGCUCUCGUGCAGUUUACCGACCAGCUAAUUAGUACCUUUCUUAGCGGCACGCGUCAUGCUUGGGUCUCACGAGCGUUUUACGUAGGGGUUUUCUCCUGGCUUUUAUUAGUUUUGUGGACAGCUUUCCAUUACGUGACAUUCGCUUAUGGCACGUAUUCAUUAAGUCCGCAGGACAUCGAACGGUUGCGGUGGCUUGAUUCGUGGCAAUUCAUCGUUCAUCGCAGAUAAUCUGGAGUCUUGAAGCGUCUAUGUUACAGGCUGACAUGUCAAUCAUGACACAAUGUGCUUUUAGCCCAAUAGCUGUCGAAGUGCCUAGUAGUGUUUGGGAUUUUAUUGGUAUUAAAAAUUAUCAAAGACUAGGUUAUUAAAAUUCAGCUAACCCAAACGGAAACCUGUCGCAGUAGUAUGACAACAAAGUUGUAUAAGGGACUAAGCGAAUAGUAAAUCUAUGGAUAUAUUAUGUAAAAAAAUUAGGUAACUCAUCGUACCUCUUGCCAUAAACGGAGUAGCUUACCGCGCCAAGCUCAACUCAUUAGGUCUUAGAGAAUAGUACUCAAACUGGCUAAUGGUUCAUUACAUAUGCUUGAGUAAACGUAUGGUAGGUUAUUUUUUGUUGUGACAGUUUUACCUAGUAGCUAGACACACACAUACAAAUCUAGUGAUUUAUUCAUUCGAA